UUCACACUCCACAAAGUCUAGUUCUGGGUGAGUAACCACACCAUCAUGGUUAUCUGGAUCAUUAAGGUCUGUUUUGUAUAGCUCUUCUGUGUAUUAUAUUCAACUGCCACAAAAGAAAAAUUUUCUAGCAUUGGUAUUUUGUAUUAUAUGUAGUAGAUGCAGAAUACCAAUGUUAAAAAAAUUGUUUUAUGGCAGUUGAAUAUAAUGUGUCAUUUUUUCUUAUUUUUACAGUAAACUUGGGCUUAGCCUGUACCCACCAUAGUUGAUGAAAUUCAUUCUCAGCCUGUAUUCACAGAGGCCCAUCCCCUCCCUUCAGGGAUAUGCAGAAAUCUCAGGGCUUCACUGAGUCCAGAGAUCUUCAUUCACUGACUGCUAUUCCUGGUGCCCUGCCCCACAGCCUUGAGGUUUGUUUGAAGGCAGCUCUCCUCACUCCCACGUGUGGCGGGCUUGGGUGCAAAAUAAUCCCUGGUACUUCACAGCCUCCCAAGGCCUACCAUGCAGUCACCCUUUAUUUCUCUCUACUCUCAGAACUCUAAAACAUCUUCUCCAUUCCCUUCAUUUCCCUCCAUUUUCUAGUCUUAAAGUUUGGGCCAGGCCUCUCUUCCUCUACCCCUAUUCCUUCACCCCCACACCCACCCCUGGGGAAGAUCCAGAUUAAUUCCUUUUGGUUUUUGUUUGCUUGGUUUUUGCCUUUUUUUUUUUUUUUUUAUAUUUAUUUAUUUGGCUGUGCUGGGUUUUAGUUAUGGUGUGCUAAUAACUCUUAGUUGCGGCACCCAGCAUCCUAAUAUCCAAAUUCUCCGACCCGGGAUCAAAUGGAUGCCCCUGCAUUGGAGUACAGAGUCCUAACCAGUGGACUACCAGGGAAGUCCGAUUUUUUUUUUUUUUUUUCAAUAAUUCCUUAUUUCAGAGUUCCCGAAGGUGUGGCCCCUGGACACCAGUAUCAGAAUAACCUGGGGAGCUUAAAGCUAUUGGAGUGGUAAAAGGGACCAGGAUUCUGACUUUGUUGGAAGCUUUGCAGAGUUUGAGAACCAUGGAUGGUCUAGUUCUUGGACUAUAAAAGUAUAUAUGCUUUUGUGUGGGAGGUAGGAAAUUACCUUUUCAUUCUUUCUCCUACAACAAUUUAAAAGCCAAUAAUUGAUAUAUUCAUAGAAGAAUACAGGAAUCCUCUUUUUCAAGAUAUCUCUAGGUAUACAACCAUAGUAUAAGUAGAAUAUGAUUAUUCCAUACCCCAAGGGAAGUGGAUCAAGUGCUGAGAAUGUAGAAAAGAGAGCCAGUUUCCAGUGGAAGACGGGAUAGCUGAAUAAGAAAGGAAGUGUUUGUGCUAGGCCACAAAGGACUUGGAAGGACAGGACUCAAUCACUGCAGGUAUGAACAACCACCACCACCAUUGCGGGUGGUUGGGGAAGGCACCCUGGUCACAGACAUUGAAGGACAGUAGUGGUACUGCAACCAGAAAACAUUGUUUGACUGAAGCAUAAAAUUAGCGCUUGGGAAAUGCAAGUUUACAAUAUCCUACCCCAAAUCCUGGGGCUGGAAGGGCUUCUGUGUUGCAUUUCAUAUAGCAUACUCAGAAAGCACCCUGGGCAAGCACACCUCAAUCAAACAUACUGCUGAAAGUUGAGUCUGUAGCCAGUGUGAAAAUGUAAGGGGGCAUAAAUUCCUGGCGUGUGAAGAGUGAUACUCACUGUGUGGAAAAGGAGAAGAAAGUAAUUGUGACUUUCAUUAUCAAUUGUAAUGGAAUUUUCUUCUGUAUAUUAAAUAGAUUUUAUUAUAGGAGGUCUUCAUUAUCCUUAGUAUCGGAAAAACCCACAAACACAUUUCAAUGCUUUUUAUAAUAAAUCAUGAAAGAAAGGUCUAAUUGGGAUAUUAUUUUGAAAAAUGAAACUCAAGAGUAUGAAACAUGUAAUAUUACAGUUAGCAAAAUUUAAAUUAUGGUUGCAACUGUGGACCAGUUCUUAGAUGAAAACUCAAUUAGGUCUUACUGAGUUUGAAGAGAGAUGGGGUCAUUAUUUUUCCAAUUAUCAUAUUCAUUUAUUUAGCAAAUAUUUAUUUAACCUCUUCAUUGUCUUAGGCACUAGAGAUAUAAUAGACAGUGGCAAAGUCUCUUACGGGUCUUAUUUUCCAGUGGAAGAAAAGCCCAUAAAUAAGUAUACAUUUAAGGGCUGUGAAGAAAACUUGAGCAAGAUAAGAAUAUAGAAGUGUGGCUUAUAAAAUAUAGAAGUGGUGCAGGUGGUGCUCGGAGACAAGACAGCAGGAAUGGAGUCCUUCACUUCAGAUUUGACUUUACAGCUUGAUUUAAAAAAGAAUAGCCAAAGGCCUCAACAGUUUUCCCAAGAUGCUCUCAGUAAUAUUCAGAGGUUUUUGAAGGACUUAAGUCUGGAUCUUUCAUCCCUCUUCACUUGGUAAUUCCGCCAAGUCUUCAUUCGUCAAUGGUUUUGUGUAAUCAGUUCUCCAGUAGCACUUUCACUAAAAUCUCAUUUUUUAUGACUGAUUUUGCAGAUGAUUUGCCUUGUUUGACAGUCUUUGAAUAGGGGACAGCCCCAUUCAUGCCUGUUGUCACAGUGUAAUUUUUAGUAACACUCUCUUGCACUCUCAGAAGUUCUCAAUUUGGACAGUAAGUCCAUCACCCAUUGAUCAAGAGAUUAAGCAACAAGACUGAGUGUUAAAGCAGGGCUAGAUGUUUCUAAGUGGUCAGUCUAUUCACAAGCAUUGCUAUAAGUUUUGGCUUUCUUAUGAAAUUUUGUAACUUUGGAGACUUAGGUAAUGAACAUUCAACAAAAGAAGGCCACUUUUAGAGUGGUGUGAGUCUUGGAGACCAACCACACUGGCUGUUUUAAAAGAUUAAAAUCUAACAGAAUUGGAUGGCCUAGAAUUUGUUUCUUUAUGUCUUGUAACCUGGACUCUUCAUUCCUCAAGAUUGAAUAACCUUGUUCAUAUAAUUGAUUUUCUCCAAUCUUAUUAAAAACUUUUUAUGUCUGCGAACACUGCGCUGUGAGCGGUGAGGAGCCUGCAGGCCAUGGUGGGCAGCCUGCGCGCUAUCUCAGCAUGCAACGCAUGCUGUUGGCCGAGGCCCUGGGGGUUGCCGGCGGGUGCCUUACCGGCACUAUGCACCAGCCCCGCUCUGCUGUCGGUGCGGAAAUUCACAGAAAAACAUGAAAGGGUAACCACCGAAAACGGUGUGGAAACAGUGGGAAUCAGCAAUUUGGCACAGGAAGCUUUGGGAGAUGUUGUUUACUGUAUUCUGCUUGAAGAUGGGGCAAAAUUGAACAAACAAGGAGUUUGUGCUUUGGAAAGUGUGAAACCUGCUAGUGAACUCUGUUCUCCUUUAUCAGGAGAAGUAACUGAAAUUAAUAAAACUCUAGCAGAAAAUCCAGGACUUAUCAGUAAAUCUUGUUAUGAAGAGGGCUGGCUGAUCAAGGUGACAUUCAGUAACCCUUGAAAACUAGAUGACCUAAUGAGUAAAGAAGCAAAUGAGAAAUACUUAAAAUCUAUUGAGUGAAAUGGAACCCUAAAUAAACUAGUGUGAAACAACUCAAUCUAGCAUAUUUGUCUUAAAUUAGUGGUGGAUAGAUAUUUAAAAAGCAACUUUUAGCAAAAGAAACUACUAUAACAAUGUUUCCUGAAGAAAAUACCCCUUAAUGUCCUAAUGACUUCAGAUAAACAUUGUGCGUCUUUUUCACAGUACCUGAUGAUUUUUAGGCUAGGCUCCAGUUAUAAUAUUCAGAAUUCCUGAAAUUAUCUGUGAUAAAACUAGUUAUAAAAAUUAUGUAAUUCAAGGAUAACAUGAUUAUCUUAAGCCUUAUAUAAUAUUGUAACUUGCUUACAGCCAUCCCUGUAUUUGGGUCAAAAUGAUCUUCCCACUAGAAAUAACUGGCAGUGGGGAAGUUUGUUAGUUGUAUAGUGAAGAUGAAGAAUAUUACUCUCUUAAUUUUGCAAUAUACUGUGUUUGCUGGUGCUAUUUUUAUACAGUGGAGCAACAGCCUUGCAGGCAAAUAAGAAACAGUUUAAUAAUAAAAUAUUCAGCUUCUUAAUUAAAAAAAAUAAAAACCUUUUAUGUGAUGACUGUAGCCAUAUUUUGCAGUUUUCCUUCUCUCAAGAAACCUGAAGGAUUGAUUAAUAAAUGAAGGAAAAGCAAAGAAUAUGGUUUCUCCUUAUCUAUGAUGUCUACGUAUGUUUGCAUUUCUCAAUAUAAAUGGUGGCUAGAGGGCAAACACGAAAACUUCAAAUUCUAAGCCCCAUAAUAUUCUAUGGCCUGAAUAGGUAGUAUUGGACCUUUAUUUAUUCAUGGAAUGUCAAAAAGAAAAUAAGAGCAUCAAAAAGAAAAACACUGGAUGCUUCUUCUCUCUUGAACCUCUGUGAAUCUGACUAUAAAAAGACUGCAAAGUAUUGUUACUGGGCUGGGGCCCAGGCUAUAGCCCUUUUCUUGCAUUCUGUAGAGUGGGAGUUGACAAGGGGUGGGGGUGUGUGGCCAGGAUUAAGAAAAGAAGAUGCCAAUCAUAUACUUCUAUGAUUCUUGUGAUUCUUGUCUUUAUUUGAAUAAUUAUCAUCUUAUUCAAUAACUGUUUCAUUUAUAGCACCAUCCUCUCUCCAAGCAGAGCUGUGGUCCCUUAAAAAUAAGCAGAGAACACUCCUGGCUAGUACCAUGUGUAUCAUAGGGUAGUAAGGACACAAUUAUCAUACUUACUAGUAAAUUCUAAGCUGCAAAAUUUUUCGUGUUCUAAUAUCUCUGAUAUCUCUGACAUACCUUACAGUGAUUUUAAAAGCAUUGUGUCAUAGUAUAAAUCAGUGGUUUUCUUAAAAGUACACAAAACAAUACUUGUUUUAGUGGUGUCUUAGAUUUGAUGAGCUAUGUCAGGGAUUUUACAAUGUUCUUUUUUUUUUUUUUUUUUUUUAAUAUUUAUUUAGGCUGUGCUGGGUCUUAGUUUUGGUAUGUGGGAUCUAGUUCCCUGAUCAGGGAUUGAACCCAGGCCCACUGUAUUGGGAGUAUGGCAUCUUAGUCCCUAGACCACCAGGGAAGUCCCUAUAAUAUUCUUGGUAUAAAAUUAUUUAGGUUCCAGUUGGUGUUAUAUUGAUUGUCAGAUGAUAUUCAAUGUAGUGAAACUUGGGAUAAGUAUUGUUUUAAAGGGACAUUAUCUUGAAGUGAAUACACACUGGGUACAUUAAGUGUCAGAAGCAUUGAAGGACACUAAAGGAGGCUGCCCACCUCAUGGUAGAUCCAAGAAUUGGAAUUUGAA
Bubalus bubalis (water buffalo) is the source of this 5234-nucleotide messenger RNA. Its product is annotated as glycine cleavage system H protein, mitochondrial-like. Gene Ontology annotation, biological process: glycine decarboxylation via glycine cleavage system; protein lipoylation. The transcript has a single exon. NCBI's taxonomy places the organism in Eukaryota, Metazoa, Chordata, Mammalia, Artiodactyla, Bovidae. The record is from RefSeq and is a predicted model, not a curated record. Gene Ontology annotation, cellular component: cytoplasm; glycine cleavage complex; mitochondrion. The coding region runs from base 3017 to 3439 and encodes 140 amino acids.